Molecule: messenger RNA, 1491 nt
Organism: Papaver somniferum (opium poppy)
Lineage: Eukaryota; Viridiplantae; Streptophyta; Magnoliopsida; Ranunculales; Papaveraceae
Exons: 13
Coding region: 169-1251 (360 amino acids)
Biological process (GO): NADPH regeneration
Cellular component (GO): cytoplasm
Molecular function (GO): nucleotide binding; oxidoreductase activity
Source: RefSeq, a predicted model, not a curated record
UCUGACCUUGCCCGCCACAGGAUUAAAUGCCUAAAAAUAAACAUUGAACUCCCCAGAACAAAUUUCCACUACACUGACAUAACGAAAUCAGAUCUCAACGACUCCUCUCUCUCUCACUACACAAUACUCCUGCAGCUAACACAUCUGUGAUUGCAGUGAUUUUUCAGUAUGGCACAGCGUCCCCAAAUUGCAGUUUUAGGUGCGGGUAUAUUUGUUCGAACUCAAUAUCUUCCUAGACUUUAUGAGAUCUCUGAUAUUAUGAUUCUCAAGACAAUUUGGAGUCGAACUGAGGAAUCUGCAAAAGCUGCUGUUGACCUUGCUCGCCAGAGUUUCCCAGAAAUAGAAUGUAAAUGGGGGGAUGCUGGUCUUGAGGACAUUAUUAAAGAUACUUCAAUUUCUGGUGUUGCAGUUGUUCUUGCUGGACAAAUUCAGGUUGACAUGUCAUUGAGGAUGCUAAAGGCAGGGAAGCAUGUUUUCCAAGAGAAACCAGCUGCAUCCUCUGUUAGUGAGGCUGAGACUGCAAUCUCACACUACAAAUCUUUGGGUGCCAAUUCUCUUUCUCAUCGACCCAUAUGGGCUGUUGGGGAAAAUUAUCGGUUUGAGCCUGCUUUUGUGGAGUGCAAGAACCUUCUGAAAGAAAUUGGUGACAUGAUGAGCGUUCAAAUAAUGGUUGAGGGAUCGAUGAACAGUUCAAAUCCUUACUUCUCAAGUUCUUGGAGGCGCAAUUUUACAGGUGGUUUCAUUUUGGAUAUGGGAGUACACUACAUUGCAGGAUUAAGAAUGGUGGUUGGGUGUGAGGUAACCUCUGUGUCUGCUAUAACGUCUCAUGUGGAUACAACUUUGCCUCCACCGGACAAUAUAUCCUCUAUUUUUGAAUUGGAAAACGGUUGCGCUGGGGUGUUUGUAAUGGUCGUAUCGUCAAGAUCUCCCAAGAUAUUCUGGAAAGUUGUCGGCACAAAAGGAUCUCUGCAGGUUGAGCGUGGCAAUAAAGAUGGCAGACACGGUUACACGGUCUUGCAUUACACAGUUGAUGGACAAUGCAAAAGCUCCUUUCACCCAUUUAGCGGGGUUAAUGAAGAAUUAAAAGCUUUUGUGUACGAUAUUUCUCAGUCAACCCUCAAGGACGUGGGUGACCAUGAAGCUGAGCCUCGCAGUUCUUAUGUUGAAGGUGCAAGAGAUAUUGCAGUUCUUGAAGCAAUGCUUGAAUCCGGUAUGAAGAAGGGAGCAAAAGUUAAUGUGAGAAAGUUUUGAGUUAAUAAAGUCUGGUCAAAUUGCUGUUGGGCUAAGGAGCUGGAUAAUCUGUCGAGAAAUUUGUAGGAAAUAUAUAGAACAAAGAGUUGCUAUGGAGCUGCUAAAAACAGUUUAAUUGUUUAGCGAUGGUAGGUUUUCUUACAUUUAUUCCAUCAACCAAGAGUUGUGACGUGAAUAAUUAAGUGAUUGAAGGUAAAAUAUAUGAUCUUUUCCAUCAAAAAAAAAGGUAAAAUAUGGCUA